CCCAUUUUCAGUUAGACCUCUCAAUUUAUGUGAUCAAAACAUAGUCGUUGAUAUUUUCUCGAAGUUUUAAGAUUUGCAAAACUCGUCACCAUCUUAUAUGCACAUAUUAUAGAGAUCCAAUUUUUAAUGCUUAGCCGUACAAAAUACAAUGACCCAAACAAGGUAUUAGCGAAGCUAAUGAAGAUUAUCAACCUCACAAUGUGAAUAGAGUCCAUAUAGCAAUUUUCUGAUUGCCCUCGCAACCAAAGUUGGCUCCUUUGCCGUCCAAAGCCACCCGCGCAGCUUACAGGAGUUCUUUAAAUACUUCAAGCAAUCUCCGGAUCCAAAUAGAGGGAGAAGGGGAAGAUGGUGAGCAAAACAGAGGAAGAACAAGUGAACAGAUUGGAAACCCAAGUGGAGAAUGGGGGAGGCGGCGCGUGGGAGUAUCUCUGCCUCGUCAGAAAGCUCAAGCUUCGCCGGUCGGACAAGGUCCUGAAGUACGGCUGCUCGAUUCUUAAUGACUCCAAAAAGCGAUCUGCACUUGGCCCAGAAGAAUGGACUUUAUAUGAGCAAGUUGCUGUUGCAGCUAUGGACUGCCAACGUCUUGAUUUGGCUAAGGAAUAUGUCAAGGUCUUACAGAAGAAAUUUCCUGAGAGUAAACGAGUUGGUAGGCUUGAAGCAAUGUCGCUUGAAGCUCAAGGAAAGUUGGCAGAGGCUGAAAAGGCUUACUCAAGCUUGUUAGAGGAAAAUCAAUUUGAUCAGGUAAUACACAAAAGAAGGGUGGCUAUUGCAAAGGCUGAAGGGAAUCUUUCACAAGCAAUCGAAUGGUUAAAGAAGUAUCUUGAAAUAUUCAUGGCUGAUCAUGAUGCAUGGAGAGAGCUAGCUGAAAUUUACAUCUCUCUGCAAAUGUAUAAGCAAGCUGCCUUCUGUUAUGAGGAACUGAUCUUAUCUCAGCCAACCAUUCCAUUAUAUCAUCUCGCCUAUGCUGAUGUGCUAUAUACACUUGGAGGACUCGAAAAUCUUCAUGCAGCGAAGAAAUAUUAUGCAGCAACCAUAGACUUAACCGGUGGCAAGAAUGUUCGAGCUCUUCUUGGCAUAUGCUUAUGUGUUUCUGCUAUCAGCCAGCUGGCAAAAGGGCGUAACAAAGAAGAUAAAGAAAGCUCGGAACUGCAAUCCCUCUCAGCAAAAGCACUGGAGAAAAUCUACAAGCAGCAAUCACCGGCCAAAGUUUCCCUUUUGAGCUCCAUGUUGAGAAGUUUGAAAGUCUAAUCUAUAUUAUUUGGUUUCACCAAGAAUACUUAAAUUUUUGUUUCAGCAAAAACUAAUUUUUUGACUAAAGAUGAGAUAUUUUGAGCUCAGUGUUUAUGUUACAUUGACCUGAAGUGAAUGUUUUACAUUAAUGUGAUGAUGUUUAUUUUGAAUUUUUAAAUAAAUUUGUUGAAAAUUUUUAUUUCAAUUAGUUUAUGAGUUAAUUUUACCAAACAUUUUUAUCAUAUGAGUUAAUUUU
Striga asiatica is the source of this 1486-nucleotide messenger RNA. The record is from the annotation of a GenBank genome assembly. NCBI's taxonomy places the organism in Eukaryota, Viridiplantae, Streptophyta, Magnoliopsida, Lamiales, Orobanchaceae.